AUGCUUGAGACUCAGAUCUCGCAAGUAGCUCAAACACAAGCUACACAAACUACACCUGGAGGAAAGUUCCCUAGACAAACUCAACCAAAUCCUAGGGGUCAAGCGAAUGCCAUUACCUUAAGAAGCGGAACCACUUACGAUGGACUUAGAAACCCAAUGUUAAGCACACCCGAGAAACUUAAGGAGAAUGUCACACCCAUGGACCAAGUAGAGAAACCAGAGAAAUCUGUAAAGCAAACAAACCAAGGAGUAGAAAUAAAAUAUAAGGAUUAUACACCACCACCACCACUCGACGAUCCUAAACCUUUAGAAUGCAACUUCAUUUCCAAAAAUAAACUUGCCAAGAAAGAAAAGGACCCUGGAAGUUUCUCCAUUCCUUACAUCUUAGGAAAUCAUAUGAUCGAUAAAGCUUUCUUAGACCUAGGAGCAAGCGUAAGUUUAAUGCCUUUGGCGGUUUGUAAGAGGUUAAACUUAGGGGAACUUCAGUCGACCAAAAUGUCAUUACAAUUAGCUGAUAGAUUUGUCAAAUACCCUAUGGGGAUAUUAGAAGACAUACCAGUUAAAAUAAGUCAGCUGUAUAUCCCAACUGAUUUCAUAGUAAUGGAUAUCAAAGAAGAUGACGAAAUCUCGAUUCUCCUAGGAAGACCAUUCUUCUCAACAUUCGGAGCCAUAAUUGAUGUUAAAAAAGGAAAUUUAACAUUUGAAGGAGGAGAUGAAAAGAUAUAA
Vicia villosa (hairy vetch) is the source of this 726-nucleotide messenger RNA. RefSeq lists its product as uncharacterized. Gene Ontology annotation, biological process: proteolysis. Lineage: Eukaryota; Viridiplantae; Streptophyta; Magnoliopsida; Fabales; Fabaceae. The transcript is spliced from 2 exons. The coding region runs from base 1 to 726 and encodes 241 amino acids. The record is from RefSeq and is a predicted model, not a curated record. Gene Ontology annotation, molecular function: aspartic-type endopeptidase activity.